Aspergillus caelatus is the source of this 1986-nucleotide messenger RNA. Its product is annotated as snoRNA-binding rRNA-processing protein IMP3. Gene Ontology annotation, molecular function: rRNA binding. The transcript has 4 exons. The record is from RefSeq and is a predicted model, not a curated record. NCBI's taxonomy places the organism in Eukaryota, Fungi, Ascomycota, Eurotiomycetes, Eurotiales, Aspergillaceae. Bases 1 to 1986 code for a protein of 661 amino acids.
AUGACACUAACUUCUCCUACCGAGCAAUCUGAAGAGGAAAAUGUGUUUGGAUACAGCUCUUCAGACUCCUCAGGACCCGACGCACAUGACUUAUUCACAGAGGUCAUGGAACGUAUACGACUGGAUCGUCUCGCCAAAUACGCCAGCACAAUUCGACAAAGCAUCCCGCAUAGCAACCCUGAAAGUUUCAGGGUAAUCGAAAUCAAGCCCCCAAUAUUCGGCUCCUACCAUGUCCUUUACCCGGUGAAAUUCCCCGACGAAACUCUCUGGCUACUCAAAGUCCCUGCAAAUGGGACCUGGGAAAAAUUCACACCCUCCGAUGCUAGAGCGAUACGCUCAGAAGCACUGAUGAUGCGCUUACUGCGUCGUGAAACUACUAUCCCAGUCCCAGAUGUUCAUGCCUUUAGCGACACAUGCGACAAUGAGCUCAACUGUCCGUUCAUCCUUAUUGACCAUGUGGAGGGAGUCUCGCUGUACAAAGUCUGGUUCGAUAACACUUCGCCGAAAGAAAUUGUACAGGUACGACGCACUCGAUGCCUACGAGAUCUCGCGGCUGCUAUGGCUCAGCUGGACAGAUUCUCGUUCAGCACAGGGGGUUCAACGAUUCUCGAUGACCAGGGUUUCCCGUCGGGUAUCGGUCCCUUGCGACUAGUAGACACCGCAACCAUGCGAGAGCGGUUAAGAGCGGGCGAUCCAGAUCAAUCAACUGUCUACUUGGAAAUGGGACCCUUCUCCGAUACAAAAGAAUAUUACACAGCGCUGCUGGAUCGUCGGAGGCCGCCAGACACGACUUUUGAAAAGGGUGUGCUUGGCCUUCUCCGAUUGUUCAUUGACUGGAUUCCAGAACCAAGUGAUGAGCGCGGCGCGUUCGUUCUGGCCCAUCCAGAUCUUGAUGUUCAGAACGUCUUGGUUUCACAAGACGGGGCAUUGCAGGCCGUCAUAGAUUGGGACGGAGUGGGGGCUGUGCCACGAAGUGUAGGGAAUGAACGGUACCCGAGCUGGUUGACGCGAGAUUGGGAUCCGGCAAUGUAUUGCUGGACUGAGGACAUCGAGCGGCGUGCUGAACCCCUAGGUCUCUGGGAGGAUUCACCCGAUACGUUGAGAUUCUAUCGAUCUUUAUAUACUGGGUUUAUCCAGUCUCACUGGUUAUAUGGUGAUCUGGCAUGCGCUAACCUAACCACAAGAUCACUCAUUCUCGGGAAUCUACUAAAUGCUGCGAAUGAUCCGUAUGGUACAGUAGAUAUCGUGGAGAAGGUCUUUGAUACAAUCGUUAAGCUUGCCCAGGAGGGUGUGUCAACUCGGUCAAAUGCGUCUGGUGACAGCAAAGGGUGCCAAGAGGAAGGAUUAAAGAUUGAUGAUCGUGACCUUGCGAACUUCGACUUUUAUGAUGUUUCAUGCGCACUGGCCGAGAAAAGACUGAGCGAAUACCAUAGAAGAUGCUUGAAGUUCGGGCUCCUUCGGAAGGUCGACUUCUACAACUACAAGUCCGACGGCGGUCACCGCGAACACGAAGUCCGUCAGCGGUACUAUCUCCAGAAUGACCUCGAUUAUAAGAAAUACAAUGCCCUGUGCGGCUCCCUCCGUCAACUAGCGCAUAAGCUCUCGCAGCUCGAUCCGGAUAGCGAUCCGGUCCGGAAGAAGGUCGAGAGCGAAGUCCUCGAUAAACUCUGGCGCAUGGGGAUUCUGAAGCAGAGCCGGGAACAGGGUGCUGGAUUGUCGAGGGUUGAGCGCGAGGUGACGGUUUCUGCGCUCUGUAGACGCAGGUUGGCGGUUAUUAUGGCGCGGAGUGGCAUGGUGGAGAAUGUUAAGACGGCUGUUACUUUCAUUGAGCAGGGACAUGUGCGUGUUGGAAGUGAGGUUGUGACUGACCCCGCUUAUCUGGUGACGAGGAACAUGGAGGAUUUCGUCACUUGGGUGGAUAACAGUAAGAUCAAGAGGAACAUCAUGCAGUAUCGGGAUAAGCUGGACGAUUUCGAUAUGCUGUGA